UUUAGCUGUGCUCGUAUUCUUUAAAAAUGUUGUCACACCCGUAUCAAUUCCUCAAAAAAUACACAGCUCAGAGAAUCUGCGACAUACACCUGACAAUGUAUUUUUUUAAGUCCGAGCAAUAUAGAUUUUUAGUCGACAAAUAAUUUUAUAGGUAGUGCUUGUAUCAGCUAGACUACAACGUGCUUCCUGAAAACGAAGAUGAUGAACGAGAACCACCAAUGGUUCCAACACACCUGCACCAUACCGUAUUAAACCAUCACCGUCUGACUAGAGAUCAAUCUGCAGAGCUGCCAUCACCACAACACGUGGUUCUAAACCAUCUCUACCUCGAGAACAGACAAGUUCCAGGAUCAGUCAUCGCAGUUGGUGCAACACAUCGCUUUCGCUCAAAGAAUGUUACUGUAGUGCUUUACAAACCAGUUCAAAGGAGAGGAGGAAGUACCAACAAUGCUUGAUUGUUUGUUCUGAUGGUGAAACAAUAGAGAUAGAGGUAAAUACACAGACAGCAACCGAGCAACGAGGGAGAACAUAGGAAUUAUUAGAAUCACGAUCGAACAUGAACAAUCUAAGUUAGAUCAUGGUUGGUUUCGAAAAAUUUACUGGUAGAAUGGAAAAAAAACUAGUUAUGUGUCUGAUGUUAGUUUGGAUGUAGCAGUUAUCUUAUGGUUGUGCUUUGGAUUGAGAAAAAUUAGGGGAAAAGCUGACUGAUUUGGGUUUCUUUUAAAUGUUAGAAUUAGGUUUGGAUGGGGCGGGCGGGUUGUUAGGUUUGUAUUAUUAAUGGGUUGAGUUAUUGGGUUUGGGUGGGUUAGGUUUUGGCGGGUCGGAUUUUUAAUUAGUUUAAUUAAUUACUAUUUGACUAAUUAAAAGAUGCCACAUUAUUAAUAAAUAAGGGAUAAUUUAACCUGUUAAAUAAAAAAGCAAUUUAGGCCCUAUAGGUAGAUUGAGAGGUAAUUUCAAAUCCAAUAAGUAAACAGAGGGCAUUUUUACGCUAUUUUAGAUAGUUGAAGGACAUUUUAAGUCCUUUUUCGUAUAAUUUAUUACAUAUAUAUAUAUAAGUUGAAUAAUAAAUUUACUAGAAAAGCAAGUUACAUAGCCAAAAAACAGAUGGGAUUUACAAUGGAAGGUGUUAGAUCUAGCUGAUAGUGAUUGUACAAGGGGUUUGCAGGGUUGCACUGUGGAACCAAUUGGAGUUGAGUUUUAAUUGUUGCAAUUGAGCCCACUUAGUUAGUUAGCUUUACAAUUUGAACUACUUUUUAUUCCAUUUUAGUCCCUAGUAUAUUUGAGUUUUUAUUCCAAAUCAAAUGAAAAUAUAUUACGAGUUAGCCCUAGUUUGUUCAUCUCUUUAGCUUAGCUUACGGUAGGUUUAUCGAACGAAAGCGUCGUCGUUUAUUCGAGAAAAGCCUCAAAUUCUUAACAUUGUUCCGAUUCGACAGUAAAGGUGAAACCCUAAUUGAAGUAGAUCCUAUUUAUUCAAAGUUGUGCUUCUUGUUUACAGAUUCCUUGUACAAUCUCUUGAUGGGAAGCAAAGGUCGAGGGCCACCUCCCAACCUUAGGCAUCCACCUCCUGGCCCAGGCAUGGUGUAUCAUGAUGCUUUUGGUCCUCCUAUGCGCAACCCGCCGCCAGGUGAUUUCCCUCCUUUUGACAGGCUACCUACUCCAGAGGUUUUGGAACAGAAGAUUGGCGCACAGCAUCUUGAGAUGCAAAAACUUACUACAGAAAAUCAGAGGCUUACUGCCACCCAUGUAACUUUGAGGCGAGAAUUAGCUGCUGCACAACAUGAGCUGCAAAUGUUGCAUGUUCAGAUAGAUGCAGUCAAGGCCAACAGGGAACAAGAGACUAAAGGCCUUAACGAUAAAAUUUCUAGGAUAGAGGCUGAAUUUCAAGCUAUUGAACCUAUCAAAAUAGAAUUGCCGCAAGCACAAGGUGAAGCUCACAGUCUGUUUGCAGCGAGGCAGGAACUUCUUGCUAAAAUGCAACUGCUGACUCAGGAUCUUCAAAGGGCUCACACUGAUGUGCAACAGAUUCCUCUUUUGCUGGCUGAGCUGGAGAGCCUAAAAAAGGAGUAUCAGCAGUGCCGGACUACCUAUGAGUACGAGAGCAAAUUGUACAGUGAUCAUCUUGAAUCUCUUCAAGUGAUGGAGAAGAACUACAUGACUAUGUCCAGAGAGGUGGAAAAACUUAGGGCAGAGUUAGCAAAUACUUCUAACUCUGACAGACAAACAGGUGCGCCAUAUGGUUCAGCUGGAUACAAUGAGAAUGAUGCCACUAAUAAUUAUGCUAUUGGACAAAACAUCUAUGCAGAUGGUUAUUAUCAGGGCAGAGGCUCCCUGCCAACAGGGACUAAUGUUGGAGGAGUUCCUGCAGUUACAUCUCCACAAGUUGGAGCUCAAUCUGUGCCCCCGUCAAACAGGCCUCCUUAUGAUGGACAUGGGGGACAAAGGGGAUCAGGCGUUCCUGGUUAUGACACACAAAGAGGAUCCGGAUUAGCAGCUUAUGAAGCUCAGAGGGGGCAUGGAUAUGAUACAAUGAGGGGAACUGGGUAUGAUGCUCAGAGGGCAGUAGGUUAUGAAGCUUACAGAGGACCUGGCUAUGAUGGAUAUGGGGCACCUGUUUAUCAUGCUCAGAGAGGAUCUGGCUAUGACGCAUCAUCCAAAGGUGGUGCUGCAACUCAAGGACAGGUAGCACCUACAGGAAAUCCUCAUCGGCCGUCUACCUCACCUGGUCUUGUUGGUCCUGGAUAUGAUGCAUCAAAACAAGGUGGAAAUCCAGCACGCAGAUGAUUUCAGCUCCAUUUUUGUGUUAUUUCUUGUGGAAUAUUAUUAUCUCGAGCAUUCGCUUCAGUUUCACUAUUAGAAGUCUCCUUAAAAAUCUAUUCACUGCAUGGACUUGAGGCUGGUUAAUGUUAAAGAAGGAAAUCUUGCUUUGUUGA
Molecule: messenger RNA, 2930 nt
Organism: Capsicum annuum
Lineage: Eukaryota; Viridiplantae; Streptophyta; Magnoliopsida; Solanales; Solanaceae
Product: protein FLX-like 2
Exons: 5
Coding region: 1516-2781 (421 amino acids)
Source: RefSeq, a predicted model, not a curated record